Molecule: messenger RNA, 3982 nt
Organism: Anolis carolinensis (green anole)
Lineage: Eukaryota; Metazoa; Chordata; Lepidosauria; Squamata; Anolidae
Gene: fam181b
Product: family with sequence similarity 181 member B
Exons: 2
Coding region: 341-1582 (413 amino acids)
Source: RefSeq, a predicted model, not a curated record
UAAAAGUGAACAGAGGCGGGUGAGGAAAGUCCUUGUUGGGAGACGGAAGGAAGAAAUCAAAGCUUCUCCAUCUCUCUGGCUUGGCUGCUUUGCUUCUCUCCGGCUGGAGACAGAGAAAGGAAGAAAGAGAAAGGAAAGGACUCUCUGCCUACUUUUCCAUCCUCAUUAAUUUCCAUUGGUUGGAAGGAAAGAGAGAAAGGAAAGGAAAGCGGGAAAGAUGCUUGGCUCCUUGGCUCCCUGGCCCCGAUGCCCAUCCUUGGGGUGUCUCUUCGGGGCUGAGGAGUAGCCCGAAGAGGCCAAGGUUAUUGAGGCAGCUGCAGAAGAGACGAGGUGAGCUCCCAUGGCAGUACAGGCAGCCCCGCUGGCCCCCCACGGCCACCCCUUCCUGCCCUUCGGCUUCUCAGCACUGCCUGCGGGGUCUUUGGGGGACUUCGGGGACCUCGAGAAAGGCUUCGAGGAGGGCAGCACACUUCUCCUGGACGGCGGGACGGCAGACGGCGACCCGGGUGACUUCAAGGAGCUGCUCAGCUUCAUCGACUCGGCUUCCAGCAACAUCAAGUUGGCCCUGGACAAGCCCGUCAAAUCCAAGCGGAAAGUCAACCAUCGGAAGUAUUUGCAGAAGCAGAUCAAGCGUUGCAAUGGGAUCAUCGGGGGCACUUCUGGGACUCAGGAAUCCUCUCCUAAUCCCAGUUCCCAGCCUAGUUUUACUAAUAGCAUGAACAGCAGUCAUCCACACCAGCAACUUAAUGUGCAUAAAAGGACUAGCGUCUCUUUGUCACCACCUAGCGGCGGAGCAAUACAUUCCAAGCCUCCGCAGCAGCCACCCAAUGCUCAUAAAAGGACUACUGCUUCUUUGUUGCCUUCCAGCGUCACCGCGGCACAUUGUAAGCCGCCCUUCCAGCAGCAGAAAAGGACUAACCCCUCUCUCUCGCCAUCCAGUGGUGGGGCAGUUCAUUGCAAGCCUCCACAACCAUCUAAACGAGAUGCCUCCGCCGCCACUCUGGUGCAAAGCCAAAGUUUGGCAGCUCUCUUCGACUCCUUGCAACCGUCUGGUGUCGGACUUUCCUCGAUGCAACCGGAAGGCGGAUUGGGCUCCUCUGUGCCGCACGUUGUGGGCAAGAAAGUCCCUCUCCGGCACCGUAACCUCCCUCCCUCGUUCUUCACUGAGCCGAGUCACUCUUUGAAAGAGCCUGGUCCUGAAGAGCUUUUUGACCUUCUGGAGUAUGGUGGCCUCCUCCCAGAACAGCAGCAGCAAACGUCGGAGACGUCGGUUUUUGCGCCGAGUCGCCUCCAAACCUCAGAGUUGGGGUUAGAAGGGCCUGGCUUGUAUGAAUCGCUCCCUUUGCCUGCUUUGCUGUACUCCACCGAGACUCCCUUGCGCCCCUUGCCGGCUCUUUAUGGCCCUGCUGCCCCUUCAGACUCGGGAUCGGGAGAGCUCACGGCGGCUGGGCCUCAUUUGCCUUCUGGUGCAGCUUUUGUGCCCUUCUUUCCUGACUGCCCCCCACUGCCUGCCGCUUACCAGUAUGCCCCAUCGGGGUACAGCAGGAAUGGGGCAGGAGCCUUGUUCCAGCCCUUAGUUUAGUGGCCAGGACCUGCCUUGGACCAGAGUUGGCUGGAUCUUGUUUGUUGGGGCUUUUGUGCCAACUGCCCACCACGAGUAUGGGGCAUAACAUGAAUAUGGCAGGUGCCUUCCUCCCAUCCAUAGUUUAGCCGCCAUAAUAGGAGGGAAAGAAGCUCAUAUUCUGACAAACAAGGCAUGCUGUGUGUUGCAGCCAUAAAUUCUGAGAAAUGGAGAUGCUUGGAUUCUGAAAGUCCAUCCAGACAUUACCUUUAUCCCACAAGCUUUCAUAGCAAACAGGAGGGUGGCCAAAUGCUGUUCCCUCAAAAUGUGGGAGGAGGUGCUAGAAACAAAAAAGCACAUGAGAUUUUCAGUGCAGAAAUAUCCCGGUUGUGAGCUGAAAAUGCCGAUCUCUGCAUGGCUGUUUGUCCCUGCAGUUGGAAAUCAUGGUAUUUUUAAUUAUAGGUUUGUUCUUGGGUUUCAAAUGUUUGUUUCUGAUUGGUUGGUUCCUAAAAAAAAAGGUGACACUUGAGUAGAAGGUGAAAACUUUGUCCUAGGAAGAAGAACUUCGUCUUUCACCUGUUUAAUGAAGUUUGUAGCAGAAAAACGAAGUUCCUGGGGUGCAAUAAAUACUUUCACAGUAAGUAAUAUACAAUGAGACAGGAACAGACACUUUCAAACCAGGAACAGAAUGGCAUCAUUACUAUAAUUAUUCAGACCUUGUUGUGUGGCCAUCUUUGCAGAGAGAUUUCAUGGUGGACUUGUGCCAGGGAACAACAGGGUGAUGUUCCUGGCUUGAAAGUGUUUGUUCCUGUUUGAUUGUGUAGUACUGAUUUGGACAGAAGUGGUCCUACCACAUUAACUUUGUUUGUGUGCCAGCAACUUCAUUAAAUGGGUGAAUCGCAAAGUUACUCUGGCCAGGAUAAAAAACAGAACUUUUGCAGGGAUUCACAUAUCUGUAUCUUGAGGGUUUAUUUUUUUAAAAAAAACUGCUGAGGUUUCCUGUGGUGGCCUCCUUGGGGGUUUCUACAUCCCGCAACAAGGCAUCAAGUGUGGACGAUGGAGGCAGAAAUCCUGGGACCAACAGGUCUGUAUGUGGACCUCUUCUGAAGUCCUGGAAUUUUUUGCCUCUCACCUAAACCCGUGAUUCGGUGUUAUCUUGAAGUGUUUUGGGCAAUUAUUUUUUGCAAUGGAGUGAAAUGGCACUGCACCUGGGGACAAUAUAGAUCAGGCAUGGACAUCCAGGUGUUUUGAGCUUAAACUCUUACAUUCCUAACAGCUGGAGGGCCAAAGUUUGCCCAUGUCUGAUAUGGAUGACAAAGUAUUGAUGCAAAGGUGGCCAUGGGAGUUGGGAGGUGGAUCUGCUCCAUGUUGUAGUCUGAACAUUAAAGGCUGAGCUGUAUCGCUAAUGGCCAAAGAGAUCCACACCUGGCAUAACUGGCCUAAAGUUUGGGCCAAAACCCAGAACAGACCCUACCCUUCCUUCUGUGUUGAAAUGCCAACUUUUGCUGGAGGGAAGAGCAAAACAAUAACAGCAGACAGUCACUAUUACUCUUUGUGGAUGUAUUGCUUGCAAAGAAUCAAAUAAACCCCCUUACUCUCCAAGAUGAAAUGCUUCUCCAGUCCCCAAAUGUCUUAUCUUUGCAGAAAGACUCUGGAAAUUAUUCACACUUGGAACUAAUUUAUAAAUGCUCCACUGAAAUUUUAACUGACUGCAAUACUCACAAUUUGAGGGCUGGAGGAGAAGUUUAGUGUGGAGCAAUAUUCUUAGGGGAGUGGUUUGUGCAUUGGAUUGUGACUCUGGAGACCAGGGUUCGAAUCCCUGCUCAGCUGUGGAAUCCAUUGGGUUACCCUGGGCAAGUCACACACUCUCAGCCUCAGCCCCAGCUGCGUCAUUGCUCAGCCCUAGCAUUGAGUCCUGGAGGUUAAUAUUGUGUCAAGCUGUAUUAAUUCUAUAGUGUAAAUGCACUCUGAGAUGAUGAUUUGGGAUAGAGAUCAGCCCAUUAGAUAACUUCUUUUAAUUUAGGAUUAAAACCUGGAGUGGAUACAUCAAUAGGGGAAUAACAAGCCUCUACUGCCAUUCUGGCACCUGACCAAAUUUAACACAGAAGUUACUUUUCUGGCAUGUACCUUGGGGAUUUCUGGGUAGGUGCCGGCUGUUAGGAAUUGUGGGAGUUGAAGUCCAAAACACCUGGAGGGCUGAAGUUUGCUCAUGCCUGUUUUAGAGAAAUCGUGGUAGGGAAAAAGUGAAAACCUGAUCCCACCCACACUCUCCAUCUAAACCAAAACCCCAGUAUUGAUACUGGAAUGGGAUUAAGAAAUGUUGGGAGGCUUGAUCUUAAAUCUCUGACAUCACAGGCUAUUUAGGGAGAUAGUACCAAAUGAGACAUUGGUUAUCUAGAUGGAAAUUGCAUAGAGAAAUGC